ACUGUGACACUAAACACGGCGAGGCCCAUAUUACCACAGCAACAACAACAGCGAAGAAAAAUCAGCGCAGGUAAGCUACUGGUUAUAGUUUUGACCUCCCGCAUGCUCCUUCGCGAACGUUUCUUGCUACAAAGGAGACUAGUGAGUCGUAAAAACUGGUUGUUGUCUUGAAUUCCUGCUUCCUUCAGCUACUUAGAGAAAAGAAGGGUGGUGCUGUAAGGAACAGGUGGGGGGAGGAGAGGGGCACGGAAUUAAAAGAAUAUUUUCUCCCAUUUUACCAACUGAGUCAACAAGGAGAAUUUGCUGGCUUUUAAAAGCUGAAGUUUUUGUUUUUAUUUGUUAGCAACCGGAUCUUCACCAACUGUCAUAGCCGCUCUAACAUCAACUGUAAAUCGCACCACAACAAACCUCCAACCUCUGGUACCAAUCGGAAUACAGCUCCAACAGCCUCGUUCCAAGUUUGAAUGGUUCAGUUCCCACAACAAAGUGGCCCCGCCCAGAUUCAACAGACCAUUGUACAAUCACCAAGAGGUGCUACUACACCGGUUCAGAUUCACACUCAACAGGCUCAAGUCGUUCAAGGCCUACAACAGGUUUGUCAACGGACAAUAGGACUGCUAACGUAGAACGGUCGAUACCUUCAUUCUUCAGUAGAAUGAAUCAAAGAAGAGAACUCAUCUUGUGAAAUACUUACAGACUUAGCCGCUCAGUCGUAUACCCUUAUUUCCCAACCCCCCGUAACUUCUCGAACCCUCGCUUUCUUGAACAGAACCUUUCAAUAUGUCAGUCGAACCUAGACUAACUUCACUUUUCCAGACAAACACUUAAUUUGUCCCCCUCCUCAACCCCGUUUUUCCAAUCUCUCGAGGAUUUAAACCAAUUUCCUUUUCCCUAUGAGGUUCAAAAUGAACAGGAUUCCAUGAAAUCUGAUGUAACCUUCAGACUCUAAAUAAUUAUCAGAUCUUAGAGAUGUGCUUAAAAGUAGCGUUUUUGAAUCGUCAUUACCGUAGGUUUUCCUCUAUGUAUUCAAGGAACAAAGCCAGCCAGCAGGUUACAAGCUUCACAUUAACCUACGAUCAGGCUUUUUUCUUUUCGGGGGAGAAGGACCGCCUGAUCGCAAGUUAGGUUCACAACACCAAAACCUACUCAACCCAGCGAACUUUACUACAAUCAAAGACAAAAGUAGUUGGGAAGGCUGUACAACUUAACAGUAGUCCAUUUUAAUCCUGAAAAAAGAGAGUUUUCUCUUUUGCUAAAUAUCCCCCGUCCCCCCUGUUCAAUGUUGGGAUAUAACAGAACAAUUACGCGCACAAACAUUAACGUUUUGAUCAACAUUGGGCCAGGGGCGGGGGGAGGAAGGAAAAGAAGAGGUAAAAAAGGCAACCUUCCCAACACUUUUGACGAUGAUUUUAGCUUUGGUAUGGAAAUACUAGUCUGUUCUCCAGACCGUAGCAAAUAAAUCCGCCGCGCUCGGCUAUUUCUAAAGAGAAAGUCUGUGACUAGACUUGUAAUUACUUGUUUUGAUGACUCGCCAUAAUAAACCUUUUGUAACCUUUGAAAACCCUUCUUUUGGUAUGCAUCGAGUAAUUGUCCUCUAAAAUGCUAAGUUGGAAAGUUUUCCUUUUCCGCCAAAUUUCUGCAGGGGUUUGUAAAAAUCAGACUGAAUCACACUAAAGGGGAUAAUUUUACUGAUGUGUAUCUUUUUUUCCGGCACUUUUACAGAUUCAAGGGAAACCCUUAG
Porites evermanni is the source of this 1741-nucleotide messenger RNA. NCBI's taxonomy places the organism in Eukaryota, Metazoa, Cnidaria, Anthozoa, Scleractinia, Poritidae. The record is from the annotation of a GenBank genome assembly.